Molecule: messenger RNA, 3202 nt
Organism: Pogona vitticeps (central bearded dragon)
Lineage: Eukaryota; Metazoa; Chordata; Lepidosauria; Squamata; Agamidae
Source: RefSeq, a predicted model, not a curated record
CUCUAUGAGGGACACUGACAAAACCCAAUCAUCAUCAGCUUCCCUAUUUCUCUUUGGCUGUCCCAUCCUUCCACCUGCCAGCUGUCCAUUUAGCUGACUUUACAUAAUGACUCAAACAGCAAUAGUCUAAACAGCUGUGGGGAUAAUUCGCUUGCUCAGGGCGAGAAAAAAUGUCCGCUGAACUCUCUGUGCUUACCUGGCUUUGACAGGUCAUCCCUCCCAGGAAGGAUGGAACCUCUGAACGCUUACUUCCUGGCAAUUGGUUUUAUUGUAAUUGUUAUGCAGCAAGGAAUCCACACGGAGGAGUGCCUCUUUGAGAAGCUGGAGGAUAAGGACAGCAUGUUUUGCAGAGGGAAUCUAAAAGUUAUUUAUCCAGAACUGGGAGAUGUUGGCUGCACUUAUAUUCCAAAGUGCAACCUGUACCGUAAACGAAUCAGCAAGGAGUGGAUCAGUCCUCGUGUCCAAUAUCAGCAGGCAGAUGGGAAUAAGAAAUAUGUGCUUAUCAUGGUAGAUCCUGAUGCACCCAGUAGAGCUGAUCCAAAGUACCGUUUCUGGAGACACUGGACUAUUGUUGACAUUAAUGGUGGUGACCUGAAGAAUGGGAAUCUGAAAGGCCAUGUACUAUCAGAUUACCGCCGACCCACACCACCAUCACAAAGUGGUUAUCACCGCUACCAAUUCCUCCUUUAUGAACAACCAGCUGAUCAAGCCAUCACCUUGAGUCCUGAGGAAAGUGCAUCAACAGACUUCCACAGGAUCCCCUUCAGCAUGAGGAAGCUGUCAGAACCAUGGGAUAAAGGGAAAUUCUGAACUUUUUGAAAAUCACUGCUGCCAGCAAAAUCAUUGAUGAUGAUUCUCUGGGAUUAAAGACUCCUGUCCUAUAGCCUCCUACAGGUUCCUUGUGAUGAAAUGGAUUUUGUAUGAACCCCAGGACCUUUAAGGAGAAAUUGGAAAUGUUUUAUUUUCCAAAAAAAAUGCACAUCUGAUAAUGCCAUGAGCCAUAUGAAUGUAAACUAUGCUUCUGGAUUUUACUCACUACUGCAGAAAUGGGAAAUGUGUGAUCUUUGAUGUGUUGUUGGAGUGUACUGCAACUGCUAUCAUCUUUUACAUCCCAUUCCAUAUCCUUCCAGUAGCAGGUCCCAGUAUGCCAGCUAAACAUCACUGCAUAACAAAUAGUUUGGUUUCACCCAAUCACCCAGAUUCUCAACCCCUGCACAUUUGGGUUGCGACCAGAUCUUGAGAUGCCUGGGACAACAAUUAAAGUGUUGUUUGUGUUCCAUCUCCUCAACAAUAUCUCCUCCUUCUCAUGUGCACUAUGGGAUCAGAGGGUGAAAUUGUGUUUGGGGGUUCAGAUCACACUUCUGCCUUUGGGGCUUGAGCUGGUUGCUUGUCCUUUUGACUCACCAGCAUCCCCGUGUGUGAUAUGGGUAUUUUGCAACUGGUUGAACCCACAACAACAGUCAUUUUGUCAAGAGGCACUCCAUAGCUGCACUCAUCACAUUUUCUCCAAAGUCUCAAUAAACUUACUAGCCCAGAAAGGUUGGAAACCCAUCUCUUAAGGAGAGGAUCUGUUGUGAUCCAUUCUAAACCCAAUCUGCUGAGGUAUUUCCAUAUAAUAACAUUGCAGCACUCUAGCAAUGUGCCAGUACCCAAUUACAGGAUUCAAAUUCCUAAGAUACAACACACCAUUUAUAUCAAAUUUAUGUCCUCAUAAUUUUCAACCAUAAUUAGUCUGAACACGUUUUGGGAAAGUCACAUGAAAGUUUAAAAGGCUGGGGGGAAAAAAGAUGAGCAAACUAUAUUUUACCUUCCCCAGCUCCAAAAUUUCUCCCCAUCCCUCAGCCCCAGGACAGUCUUGCAGUGUGAAAUUGCUUCAAACCCAGGGAGCAGCUGAGAGCUAAACAAGCAAGGUGCUGCCUGGGAAAAAUUCAGAAGUUGGGGAGCCUCCUCCUUCUUUGUGAACAUUGCGAGCUCCUUUUCUUCUUCACAUUGAACAGAGCUGCCAUCCAGAAAGGCAGGGACUUUACCAGUCACACAGUUCAGCCACUAAUUAAAAUGUGUGUGUAUCUUGUCAACCAUCUGUUUGGAUUAUUACCAAGGAGUAUUCCCCCUGUUUCUCCCUGAUCUUGAUGGCAAAAGAUGUCUGAAGCAGAGGGGUGUAACCAGCAAUGUGUUCACACACUGCCUGCUCUUUGGCCCCUCCCCCCUCCGUAGACUCAUCAUCUCCCCAGGCAGAACUCUAUAUUCAUAUUGGUUGUUAAGUACCAACUGGCAUGGCGCCAGAUUUGGGGCUGGGCUUUCCUGGCAUUCAAAGUGAUGCAGGGCUGGAACCUGCUUUUCACCAUCUCAGAGGGUGAGGACAGCGUAGGCUAGUGCCUGCUUGCUCCCGCACAGCUAUUACACAUGAAAUUCUCAUCUGCGCCUGUCAAUAGACAAGACCAAAUACUCAGCCCCUUGCUGUAAAGUCUGGAGCAGACUUUUGUUUCCAUUGUUAUUUUUCUGCAUUUGGAGUCAGGCCGUGGGGAAAGGGGUGGCGCUGAAGCUUCUAGAGGUGAGAGAACAGGCAGAUGAGCACAUCUUGUCUCAAAUGUGCAAUCUUGGUCCCCCGCGGGUGGGGAGUGUGGCUGGAGAAGCUAGGUUUCCUUUGAGAGCAACGUUCUCAUGCUGUACUUGCCUUAAGGAAAGAUAAUCCAUUGGCUGAAAAGACAGCUUGUCACAGAGAGAUCCAGGCUAAGCUGAAAACUAGAGGUGGACAAGUUUUUAAAAGAAGCAAAACAAGUGAGAGUAAAGAACUUUUCCAAGCACACCCACAAAAGGUACCUAUUAAAAGCUUUUUCACAGGAUAGCCUACAUAGCAUUGUGUCCAAAGAUGGGAAUAGAAAAGGUGUCCUUGUUCCAUCACCCAAAGUGACCUUAAAGAAAAUGAGAAUAGAAAUGUUGGUUACCAAGCAUGAAAUCUGUGUGGCCAAAAAAGGAAAGAUCAGAUCCACUAGUUGAAUCUCUGCGCUCUUCCUAGAAAGUAAAGAAACCCACAUUUUAUAUAUUCUGCUCUUGUUUUCCAUAUUACAACUCCCAUAAGUUUCUUUUUUUUAUAAUUGACCAAAGUGUUUUUGUGCUCCGUUGUAAAAGGAAGGAUGGCCAAAUUUGCCGUUAUAUAUGUCUAUUUAUUUAUAAAUAUAAGCACAUGUACAAUUUAAAAUCU